ACGCUCCUGGCAGCCCUGCGCAGUUUGCUUGAAAUGCGUCGUAUGUGUGUUGUGUCACGUACUAUACUUCACUUUUGCACAGUUUUGGUCGUGCUCCUCCUCAUUAUGAAAUGCAUGGUUUAUAAAAAUAGUAACGGAGGAUCGUCGUAAACCGAAACACGCCGGAUUUUCCUGGUCUCGCAUGGUACCUCUUUCCAUUAAACAUGGCCUGGUCUUUGGGAUGUUGCCAUAAAGACACACCCCUCGAAGAGAUGAACGCUGACCUAUUUUUUACCACAGUAUCAGAUGGCCCAAAAGAAAGUUCCACACCGAUUUUGCAGGACAUGUCCCACUCAAAAACAGACAGCGGAAAGAGGCCAGUUAAAAUUCGUCCACCGAGCCCGAAGACUACCCCAAGGCCAACAGCAGGCCGCAGCCUGUCAUGUGAACCACCAACCAAAUCCAUCAUCCAGAGGCGGACGCAGUCCCUUCCAUCUCCGUCGGAGAGAAGGAGGCUUAGUCACCGAGCCAGCGUCCGGUUUGUGGACUCUUUAGGCUUGGACCUAGAAAGUGUCAAGGUUUUUAAAAGCGGGGAGGACCCUUUUGUCCCAGAGCAUGUUCUCUUUCGACUGUUAACGAGCGCAGAGUUAGCCUCAAGUAAGGGGAUGGAGAUUUCCCUACCAUAUUUGAAACCGAUGUUCUCAGUCCAGCCAGGUGACUGUUCAAACUUCACAGAGCGUCUGCGUUGCCAACAAGUAUGUCUAGAGCGGGUUUUGUGCUAUGAGCCUGGCAUUAUAGGGAUAGUUCAAGUUGUAAACUUGGCGUUUGAGAAGGAAGUGAGUGUUCGCUACUCUUUUACAAACUGGAAGAGUUGCUCAGAAACCAAGGCUUACUGGGUUGCAAGCAAAUCCAUUUCAAAUGGGCCUUGCUGUGACACUUUUCGAUUUCAUCUACCCGUUCCUCCAUAUAUCCUUCACCCUGGAGCAGUGCUGGAGUUUGCCAUUUGUUAUAAAGUAAUGGGCAUGCAGUUUUGGGAUAACAAUGGUGGGCAGAAUUACAAAUUAACCUGUCAGAGUUAUAACCUGCCUGUGCCGAAGGAAUGUGAAGACAGCGUGAUACACUUUAUCUGAAGACAGACACUGAGAGUUAGAUGAAACUUUUUUUAGAGCACUGUUUCACUUUUAUAUUUUGCUUGCAACCACCAGCAUUUUCACUAUGUGAUAUACAG
Sinocyclocheilus grahami is the source of this 1207-nucleotide messenger RNA. RefSeq names its product protein phosphatase 1 regulatory subunit 3D-like. Lineage: Eukaryota; Metazoa; Chordata; Actinopteri; Cypriniformes; Cyprinidae. Gene Ontology annotation, biological process: regulation of glycogen biosynthetic process. The record is from RefSeq and is a predicted model, not a curated record. Gene Ontology annotation, molecular function: glycogen binding; protein phosphatase 1 binding. Bases 204 to 1109 code for a protein of 301 amino acids. Gene Ontology annotation, cellular component: protein phosphatase type 1 complex. The transcript is spliced from 2 exons.